AUGAGUCAUAUGUUUGAAUCUAAAUCUGUAUCUGGCGAACUCAUAAAAGUCAAUAUCCUUCAUCAUGCUGAAAAGUUGUGCAAGGAAAUAAUUGUUGAAUCUCCCAAAUUUAAUACUAAAAAAUGGUUUUUGUGGAGUUUGUUCAUGUACCUUCUCGGUUUUUACUUUCAGCUUCAUUCCCAAGAUGUCAAAGUGAUGGUUGCAGUAAUCAUUCUCCUACUUGUGAUCAUAUUUCUAAAAAUCAAUGUGAAAGUCAAACAAGAAUCAUUAUUAAUCAUUGCAUCAGUUGGAGUACAGAUGACGACUAAAUUUGCCUCUGGUCGAACUUCCUCUAUGUUUUAUGAAGCAAAAAAUAUACAUGACAUUGUUAUUAAUGAAGGAAUCACAAUGGUUGUGUUUCAGUUACCUUACUUAAUUUAUUUUUAUAAAAGUUUAACAGCAUUUGUAACUAGCAAUAAUAACUUAUAG
Messenger RNA from Helobdella robusta, 468 nucleotides. RefSeq lists its product as hypothetical. Lineage: Eukaryota; Metazoa; Annelida; Clitellata; Rhynchobdellida; Glossiphoniidae. The record is from RefSeq and is a predicted model, not a curated record. The coding region runs from base 1 to 468 and encodes 155 amino acids. Gene Ontology annotation, biological process: GPI anchor biosynthetic process. The transcript is spliced from 3 exons. Gene Ontology annotation, cellular component: glycosylphosphatidylinositol-N-acetylglucosaminyltransferase (GPI-GnT) complex.